Messenger RNA from Lethenteron reissneri (Far Eastern brook lamprey), 4704 nucleotides. Its product is annotated as sushi, von Willebrand factor type A, EGF and pentraxin domain-containing protein 1-like. NCBI's taxonomy places the organism in Eukaryota, Metazoa, Chordata, Hyperoartia, Petromyzontiformes, Petromyzontidae. The record is from RefSeq and is a predicted model, not a curated record.
CCUGACCUGCCAAUAAUGUUGGUUAAAUACUUGAAACGGGGUUAUGCUGGCUCACAUACUGGGAGCUUGGCACCACACGGCACGGAGAAGUCACUGGCAGCCAUGGGACCUAAAAGCAAAUGCAAGCUCAAGAUGUGUUCUGCACGCGGUUUGCAACUUCUGGGGCUGUUCGUGUUGUUAAACAUUAUUCCUCAAGCAAAAGCCGCUUGUGGAAAGCCAAUAGCUGUGCAACAUAGUUCUUUGCACCCACAAUUUGCAAGACAAACAUCGUUUGAAAAUGGUCAAACAGCAACCUUCCGGUGCAAUACAGGCUACAGUGUGAAAGGAAGAACCUACUCUAUUAAGUGUCUCCAAAAUGAGUGGAGUCCAGUUCAAUUCUCCUGUGAACCCAAAAACUGUGGAUUCCCAGGAGAGAGUGAACAUGGUUACUGGGAUGGUGAAGCGUUCACCUUUGGAAAGGACGUGAGAUUUGUUUGCAACGAUGGGUACGUCAUAGCUGGGAGGCAAGAUUACAGAACGUGCCAAGCCGAUGGAACGUGGUCCCAUGAAGUCCCAGUGUGCGAGCCCAUAAAAUGCGACACUCCCGAAGAAGUGGAAAACGGAAUAGUUUCCUUUCCAUCUGAAUUGGAUUAUGAUUCGAUCGUGACAUACCACUGCAACCAAGGGUUCUCUCUCAUCGGGAACAAAAUUAGACGAUGCAAUGAGAAGGGGGUCUGGAGCGACAGUGCUCCUGCUUGUAAAGACAUAAAGUGCCCAAGACCUCCUCCCGUUAAAAAUGGUUAUGCAGUGGAAGACGUUAAAACAGAAUAUAUCAUGAAUGAUAAACUUGUGUAUCAAUGCGAAGGACAUUACGACUUGAAGGGAUCACCAACCAUUACAUGUUUACAAUCAAAGUUGUGGUCCGAACCUCCAAUUUGUGAGCCUGUUUGCAAAGAAAAAACAAUACCAAAUGCUAAUUCUAACGAGGGAUACGAAAGAGAAUUCUUCGUCCUGGGUAACCAGUUGCAGUUUACUUGCAAAACAGGUUUUGCAGAUAAAAGACGAGAUAUGUUAUCCACUACAUGCACACUAUAUGAAAACAAAGCUGACUGGUUCCCGUUGUUGAACACCUUCAAGUGUGAGAAGCUAUGUCCACUUUUUCCUACGAACAAUUAUCAAGAUACAAGACUCGAAUAUGUGCUGGGAUUUCCUACUGGGAAAAGGUUCUUCCUGUACGAUUACGUGGAGUUUAAAUGCGCUGAGGGAUAUAGAGAUAUCUCAAAAACAUCCUCUGAUGCCUUUAAAGUGCAUUGUUUACCAACUAGUAAUUGGGAUCCAUCUCCAGUAUGGAAACAAAAAACAUUUUCAUGCCGACGAUACUGUGGACACCCAGGUACGCCUGGCCAUGGACAGACGAUCGGAAGUAGUUACAUUGAGGGAGCAACUUUGAGGUUUAAAUGUGAUCUUGGGUUUCGCAUCAAUGGACAACAACAAGUGUAUACUCAAUGCCGGAACAAUGGGAUGUGGUCUGUCCCAAAAGUAGAUUGUCAAGAGGUCAAUUGUGGACGGCCAGAAAUUACCAAUGGUAUAUGCAGUGGUCAACACCCUUCUCAUUUUGCUCAUGAUAAAAGCGUCUCAUGCCAAUGCAAUACUGGGUAUGAAUUAACGACCUCCAAUAAUGCUAUUCGUUGCCAAGACGACGGACGUUGGACUUAUUUACAUUGCGAAGUGGUGACAUGCAACUACCCAAAUGAAAUUAGCAAUCUAAUAUAUAAGGCUCCGUCGAACAUAUUUGGAGAAACUAUCACCUUUACCUGCAGGAGUGGUUACGAGUUGGAGGGAUUUGCGAGUGCUGUCUGUCAAGCCAAUAAGCAGUGGUCUCAUCCCGCUCCAAAAUGUAUACAAAAAAAGUGCAAAAAGAUAACACUUUCAGAAAAUUUGAAAAUUGACGAUACCAACGUUAACGUUGGCAGUCAAGUCAAUUUUUAUUGUGAUGAAGGAUAUACCUUAAUUGGCAGUAAUGAAGCUGAGUGCUUGCCGACGCUAGAAUGGUCCAUUGAAAAAGCACCCAUCUGUAAACCGGUGACGUGCGACCAACUUGAUAUUCAAAAUGGAAGUUUUGACGUUUCUCUGCCAGUUCAAUUCAACACUUUUAUCAGAUAUAGUUGCAAUGAAAAUUAUGUAUUGGUGGGAAACCAAACGAUAGAAUGCUUACGUACAGGCAAAUUGAGUAGCGAAAAACCCUACUGCAAAAUGGCAGAUACGUGUGACAACCCCUCAUCAGUAGAGAACGCGGAACCGAUUAUCCACAAUAGAGACUUUAAGGCUGGUGUAACAGUGGAAUAUAAAUGCAAACGUGGCUUUAGUUCGGCCAAUGAGGGACCACUGAAUACAAUCAACUGCCAGAAGAGUCCGGAAGGCCAUUUCAAAUGGACUGAGCCCACUAUAAAUUGCACACCAAUAACAUGUGAACCUCCUGAAGUGGUAGAUAAUGCAAAAUUGGUUGGUGACGAGGUCACAUUUGGUAAAACAAUUACAUAUGUAUGCAAAACAGGGUUCACAAUUAAAGGUAAUGACACGAGAGAGUGUCUGGCUGAUGGGACAUGGUCAAAUAUCACUCCUACCUGUGAAAGGGAGUCCAUUGGUCAACCGUGUGAAAGGCUAGGUAACAUAAGUAAAGGUCACGUACAUGUGAACCAAACAAACCCAAACAUAGCAAAGUAUGCGUGUGAUGACGGUUAUGUUCUGGAAGGACCUUCAGUAAGAACAUGCAAAAAUAACAAGUGGAGUGGUUUGGAGCCUAUUUGCAGAGUGCGUCUUUCCACAGUGCUCUCCAGCAAUGAAUGCGGAACCCCACCAAUGAUAGACAAUGCUGAUUUGACUCAAGAUGUGUUUGGCAAGUCAAGUUUUAAGAUAGGGACUAAUAUUAACUAUAAUUGCAAGCCUGGCUAUACUACAUCAAGUGGUUCUGUCUCCAUCUCCAUUCGAUGUAGAUCAAUGGAUGAUCGUGGUAAAUGGAACAUUCCUGUGAGUACAUGCAAUGAGGCAUGUCAAAUUCCAGGCAACAUAGAAAAUGGUGAAGUAGUAGUGGAUAAUAGUAACCCAAGGAGAAUCGUAUACUUAUGCAAUGAAGGAUAUAUAUUAUUUGGAAAUAAUAUGAGGACGUGUUCAAAUCUCGGAAAAUGGAGCGGAAAGGAACCAUCUUGCAGAAUCGCAGGAAACGAUGUAUGUGGGACUCCUCCUAAUAUACCCAAUGCAAUGCUGAUAGAAGAACAUGAGCAGCAGGAGAGCUUCCCUGUGGAUACACGCGUUCGUUAUCGUUGCAAACCAGGAUACACGGUAUCUCCCGGUUCAUCUUACACAUUGUAUUGUAGAAGAGAAGGCAAUGCCAUUAAGUGGGACAUGCCUAAACUGAAAUGCUCUCCCAAAACCUGCAGUUUUCCGGGCGAAAUUGAAAAUGGAUAUUUUGAGGGAGAUUCAUUCCAAUAUCGGCGCAUAGUGACAUAUUUCUGUAAUAAAGGGUACACUAUACCGGAAAAACACACAAGCCUGGAGUGCCAAGCAGAUGGGACAUGGUCUCACCAGACCCCGACAUGUGAACCAAUUACAUGUGAUUCACCCGCUGAAGGUCCACAUCUUAUAAGCAGUUCCCCAUCCAGGCUGGAAUUUGGCAGUGCGAUUACAUACACUUGUGAAAAGGAAAUGACACUAAACGGGCCCUCAACGCGAACCUGUCAGGCCGAUGGAACCUGGUCAGGCAAGGACCCAGUGUGUGUCUUUAAUUGCCCACCUCCAUCCGAACCAUGGCAAGGAUACUGGAUUGGGAAUGACCAUUCCUUGGGGAGCUCCAUCACAUUAAAAUGCAACAAAGGUUACAUGGUGGCAGGUGCUGAUAAACAGACCUGUCGGGAAGAUCAAGCGUGGUACCCUUCACAGUCCCCUACAUGUCAGCGUACUUGUGAUCAACCAAUAGAUCCCUUUGGACGUCUUUCAGACCAGCACAAAAGCAAAAAUGUUUUCACACAGGGAGAUAUUGUGAGGGUCACAUGCUCAAAUCGACAGCCAUAUGAAGGCUACAAUCUACAAUGCAACGAUGGACAAUGGGCCCCACCCGGCUCCCCCCGGGCUUUUACAUGGAACACAUGUGGUGGGUUCUGUUUGAUGCCUCCGUCACAAGUCAAAGCAACGCUAUCACCGAGAUUCACCUAUAAAAACAUGUAUAAUGUGGACGAUUACUUGUACUUUAAUUGUAACAAUUCCUAUUCCAGAAGAUUUGGGUAUUAUCUUUACUGCAGACAGGACAAUACGAAGCGAACUAAUUGGGAGAAUGACUGCGGUAGUGGACCAUGUUGCCUAUGAUAGAACAUCUCACGACACUUGGCUUCACUGAUUUCCUAAUUAUAAUGCACACGGCUAUAUUUCAGUUGGCCAGAUUGACUUAUUCUCAUUACUUACAUUCUAAUUAUAACUGCAACAUGUCGACCAUAAUAUACAAAUUUGAUAUAAUUAAACAAGCGUUUACUGACAAUGAACAAUAACCUCAUUAAUCACAGAAAUUCCUGAUUUAAAAAUUAAUUAUGUCAUUUUAACUAAUUGAUUUUAGCUGUUGAUUUAUAGUACAAUGAUUUUAUUGUCGUUCAACAUCCGUUGACUGUAGUGUAAUGGUGUUAUUUUUCUAAUGUGCUAUAUUGGAUUACAAUUUCAUCAAUAAAAAAGCUAAAUUAA